GCCGACAUGAGCGACAAGAAGCGCAAGAGACACGCCGAAAAUGGCGACCGACCCAAGAAGAAGCCCGUCGUCGCGCCCCCUGCCAACGUCAAGGUCGACGUGGUAGACAACACCGAGGCGCUGGGCCCGCUGCUGGCCGUCAUGCCUGGUCUCGCCAUCCCGCCCAGCAUUUCCUUCAACCCGUAUAAGCGCACAAAAGUGCUGGCCCAAGGCGACAGCACGGAGCUGCUGUUCCAGUCCUCAGAUCACCCUCGCCUGGACUAUACCGCGCAAGAAGAGCGCGAUGGCAGCUCCGAGAGCCAGCUGCAGGACUACAUUGGCGUCUACGACCCGGCAACUAGCAAGCUGCACAUUGUCCCCGUCAAGAGAGUCGUCGUGCGAAGCACACUGCGAAGUGAAACCCAAGAGAUGCAAGCGCAACAAGCGGCACUAGACGCGCAGAGCAACACCACUACGGCCAAGCGAGCUGCCCUCGCCGCAGAGUUCGGGUCCAGGAAGUCCAGAAAGGCUCUCGAGGACCGCACGCUAAACGCCAUCAAGAGCGUCUCUGGGGGCGACGAUGUGGCCGAGAACGUCCUGCAGCAAAUGUCCUCUUCGACCAGCGUCAUGCCGACCGGCCAAGACCUCGCCGCAGCUGUCGACAGCUCCAAGCCCCGACCGAUUCCCAAUCUUGCGGCCGAAUACCCUGGCGACGUCUACCCUAUCAAUGUCGUCGUUGGGACCGACCUGAUGACUAUGCUCGACGUAAAGGACUGGGUGCAGGCAUCAGCAGCUGGCCAGGGUGUCAACGUCACCAGCAAGUACGUCGCAAGGCGCAUCGUCAAACUUGCAAAGAACAAGCAAAUCCAAAAACUAAAGGUUUUGCGCUUUAUACUACUGUGCAUCAACUUCAAUGCCGCCUUGACUGGUGGAGGCGGUCCAAGGCCAAAGAAGAUACCUAUCAAGGGCAAGUUGGAAGCAGUCAUGGGUGAGGAUGUGCCGGCUGGAUGCGUCUCGGCGAUUAGGCGCAAAUUUGCCCCAGAAAGUGGCUCGGAGAUGCCUCGCUGGAAUGUCGACUACCUAAUGACCCACAUUGCGGCAGCAGCCCUCAUCGUCGACGACCAGGCAGUCGAUGUCAACGACCUUCGUGAAGAUCUCAAACUCGAGAACAAGGAAAUCAAGCAGUACUUUGCGGAACUGGGCUGCAAACUCACAGCCCCCACGCAGACGGAUCUCACAAACAUGAAGCUCACAAAGGCUGAAAGUGUCAAUCAUUUCAUCGCCAAGCUCAAGUUGCCAUUGACAUUCCCAAAGGUUGGUGGCAAGUUUAGAAGCAAGUAAUUUAGGAUUGCAUUUGUUAGUUGGUAGUUUGGGCGCUUGGGGUUUACUUAACGUAUCAUCUGGUCAGCACGACAGACGAGUUUGUGGAAUAAAAGGA
Messenger RNA from Exserohilum turcica Et28A, 1417 nucleotides. RefSeq lists its product as uncharacterized. The record is from RefSeq and is a predicted model, not a curated record. The coding region runs from base 7 to 1320 and encodes 437 amino acids. Gene Ontology annotation, biological process: nucleolar large rRNA transcription by RNA polymerase I; transcription elongation by RNA polymerase I; RNA polymerase I preinitiation complex assembly. The transcript has 4 exons. Gene Ontology annotation, cellular component: RNA polymerase I complex. Gene Ontology annotation, molecular function: DNA binding. NCBI's taxonomy places the organism in Eukaryota, Fungi, Ascomycota, Dothideomycetes, Pleosporales, Pleosporaceae.